Molecule: messenger RNA, 6017 nt
Organism: Pelobates cultripes (western spadefoot toad)
Lineage: Eukaryota; Metazoa; Chordata; Amphibia; Anura; Pelobatidae
Source: the annotation of a GenBank genome assembly
CUUUACACACACAGGAAGUCACACAGGAAGAAUGGCAAGUGCUUUUGCCAACCACGGUCAUGUGACGACACCGCCCACCAUUUGCAACACUGAAGCUAUAUCCCAGCAUCCUUUGCGGCCCGCUCUCUCUUUCCGGUAACCAAGAUGUCUAAGAGAGGUGAGGGCCUUGAGCUGCAGAGCGCAAUCCGCUGCCAUCUGUCGUUAUUAGUCGAUCUGGUGUCCAGCCCUUACGUCUGGAUUCAUCACCACACUGCCCCGCUCCAAUACUGAGCAUAUGGUCAGGCAUGGAAGUCGGGGUGAUGGGUGAAGAAGACCCGGGGAGAUAAGGGGUAUCGGAUGGCCCGCAGAGCCAUGUUUGUGAUAGCUCUGGGAGGGAUAGACUACAGCAUGUGUGUAAGUGGGGUUUUCUUUAGUAGGCUGGAUGGAUAUGUUUUGUUAUGUUUUUAGUAGUGCAUGAAAAUGUGUAGUAUGGUAGGAUUGUUCAUAUUUAGGGGAAGACACCCAAGUGUUUGAGGCUCAGGUUAUGUAGUAUAGGGAGUGUAGAAUGGCUGAAUUGCUCUAUAUGUAUUAUAAUAACUUCUGUGCUGUGAUAAGCUGUAUAUAAAGGGUGUCCAACCCGGUCUGUCUUCCUGUUGUACGCCAUUUCCUUCUAAAUGGUGAACAUUGCUAUAUAGAACAUAAUGAAUUACUUUGUUUUGGUAUGAGUCUCUUUGCCAUUUUAAAGCAUUUGGGUAGCAGUUGUCCUUUAAUUUGUCAUGUCCUUCUGUCUUUGGAUAGCAUGGUAGUGUUAGUAUGUAUGCGUCUGCCAUGCUUUCUGUAUGUAAUGGGUUAUUGUAGUAGAAAGUCUUCUGUGGGGUUACAGAUUAGUAUUUGUCUACUUAUGCAAAUGUGACUAUUGAAAAUCCUCAUGUAUCUGUUUUUCUUUUUCUUCAUUUUAGGACGUGGAGGUUCCUCUGGUGCGAAAUUUCGCAUCUCACUCGGUCUCCCCGUGGGGGCUGUUAUUAACUGUGCUGAUAAUACAGGUAAGAAUAUUCCAAAACUAAUCCUAUUGCCAUUUACUUUAAUGCCUUUGUCCCUCUACUUCCAAGUUAAAGGGACACUAUAGUCACCCAGACUACUUCAGCUCAAUGAAGUGGUCUGAGUGCCAGGUCUCAGGUUUUAACCCUUCAGAUGUAAACAUAGCAGUUUCAGAGAAACUACUAUGUUUACAUAGCAGGGUUAAUCCAACCUCUAGUUGCUGUCUUCUUGACAGCCGCAAGAGGUGCAUCUGCGACGCUGGAUGCGAAAUUCACAUCCAGCGUGCAUUGAGUAAAUGCUUUCCUAAGGACUGUUUGAAUGCGCGCCCGGCACUUCCCGCUCCACUUGGGAGCUGACGUCGGCGGGGGAGGAGAAAUCACCAGCGCCGAUGGAGCUCGGCACUGGAUUAAGGUAAGUAGCUGAAGGGGUUUUAACCCUUUCAGCGCCAAGGGACGGGGACCCAGAGAGUGGGCGCACCCUUAGGACACUAUAGUGUCAGGAAAACCGCCUUGUUUUCCUGACACUAUAGUGAUUCUUUAACUGAAAAUGUCCUAGAAACUGUUCCCUGAGUAAAAGGACAUCUGCAAUUAUGCUGCUUCUGCAUAAUUGUGUGCCCUGCUGAACAAAAUAAAAAAAAUAGUAUUUUGAUUUGUUUUACCUGAAAUCUAUACUGAUUUGUUGUAUACAAAUGAAAAUGAAGGCUUAGGGGUCAGUCAAAGCUUGACACUAGAGUCAACAUAUAAAAGGACUAAGUGGGUAGUGACUGUCAUAAACCCGGAAUUAAAUAAGAAAAAAAAAUUCCUCAGAGGAAUAAAAGCGUAAAGGGCCCUUUACUCUUUUAGUCCUCUGAGGAAUUUUUUCUCUUUAAUUUAUUGUAUAUCCCCUCUUCUAAAAAGCACUUGCAAUGUCUGCUCAGUGGCACUGUGAGUUGUCGUGGAAGAGGAAAGGAAAACAUUGCUUUUGGGUGAAGCGGCAGCUACAUGUGCUAUUCAGCUUCAAUCAGUGGUGUGACAUGACUGCAUGGUACCCCAAAUGGUUAUUCCAACUCAUAGUGUAGUUGUUCAUCAUUUGUAACUACAAACUAAGUAUGUUCCAUUGUUAAAUGUCUCUGCAAUCUCUCAUACCAGGUGCCAAGAACUUGUACAUCAUCUCUGUAAAAGGCAUCAAAGGUAGACUGAACAGGCUGCCUGCUGCUGGUGUGGGAGACAUGGUGAUGGCAACAGUAAAGAAAGGAAAGCCUGAACUCAGAAAAAAGGGUAUGUGACUGAAGUACUUAUUUGUCAUCUUAACUGCUGUUUUCUUGUUAGUAUAACCAUAUAGAUUAACAUCUGCUGGUUGUGAUCUUCUAUUUUUAUAGUUUCUCUUAAUUUGCGUGCAUAUGAUAUUUUUGGAGGAAACAACAAGGGUUUAAAUUCUCUUGUAUGUAGUUUCUCUGGCAAUGCCCAUGAGCCCGUUUGAGGUAUUGUGGGAUGGCAAAGUUGCCCAAAACAUGGUGCAGUUGGAGAAGUAAUAAAUGUGGGAUAUAGAUGAAAACAUAGUUCCUAUCCUACAUUUUUUCCUUACUUUUAAAUUUAUUUAGAGCACUUCUGCUUCUUCUGUGGUGACUAGAAGUGGGUGUCCCUUCUCAGUCAAUGCUGGUCCUCCCAUCGUUUUACAUUCGGAAUGCUGUACAUGUAUCGUAAAGCAUUGUGCAAUGGGGUUUAAAAGGAUCUGUAGUAUAGCAGUGGCAAGAAGUUUAAUGUAGUAAAUAGAUUUGGCUAGCCAGUAGAAACCGUUAGGUGCUGCUGUACAGGCUGUGAUAUGGUGUGGAAUUGCUUAGGAUUUGUAACAACCAAGAAAGCAAUAGUUCAGUCAGUGGGGUGGUCAGCUUACAGCUGUAAACAUUUUGCAAAUAAUUGACGCUAAAUUGAACAUAGUGAUGAGUAUGUGAACUUUAGCAACAAAACUUCUCAAAUAAAAUAUUUAUUAGCAUGUGCAUUGUUCAUUCUCACUGAUUCUUCAGUAAAGCCAUCUGAAAUGUAGGUACCAGUAAUUCUGGAAAAUUGCACAAAUGGAAGCUUCAUUGUAUAUCAGUUUAGCGUUCAGAAGAGAAGUACAUGGAUUUGCAGGCCUCUGACUCUUAGAUUCGCACACAUGGAAAUUGUUUUGUUUUUAAAAUAAUAUCCUGGGUGCAGUCAAUUGUAUCAAAGCGGGUUCCAAGCCUCUUCUAAAAAGCACUUGCAAUGUCUGCUCAGUGGCACGGUGAGUUGUCGUGGAAGAGGAAAGUAAAACAUUGCUUUUGGGUGAAGGGGCAGCUACAUGUGCUGUUUAACUUCAAUCGGUGGUGUUACAUUUCUAUACACUAUUUUGUACAUUUCUAGCAGCCAUAGCUUUGAACUGGAGGGAACUGUGGAGGAUAGAAAUCUUCCAUUCAUUUAUUUGCGGUUUCCCUAGUAUUCAUGAAUAUUGGUCUGCUAUGCACUCAUGUUUGAAGCAUGCUGUCUUGGAAGUUAUGUAUAAGAAACCAAUGGUGCUCUUGUUCAAACUUGGCUUCAUGCUAUAACCUUUUUAUUUAUAUUUAUGUAGUGCAUCCUGCAGUGGUGAUACGGCAGCGGAAAUCGUAUCGGAGAAAAGAUGGGGUGUUUUUGUAUUUUGAGGACAAUGCGGGGGUUAUAGUGAACAACAAAGGAGAAAUGAAAGGUAUGUACCAAUGUACAGAAACUUAAUUACUUUACAUGAGAAAAGGGCCAGAUAGGAAUUUAAAAUAAAUAAAUAAAUAAAUUACACCGAUAUAUCUUUCAUAUUAGCUACCCUUAUCUAAGCUCUGCACUCCCAGGCUUGGGUCUGUGUUAGAGGUGACUAGUGGAUCUUAGUCAAGACCUUUUGCAGGAUUUACCACAAUCAAACAACCCAAUCAGUAUUCAUGUCCCAAAAAUUACCUAAUUAAGUUCCUUAAUAGCAUUAAAGUUCACUAUAGCAUUGGAAAAACAAACGCUAUAGUACCUCUUUCUAUUGCACCACUCACUGACGUGAGCAUUAUUUAUUUAUUUAUUACGGGUAUUUAUAAAGAGCUACUAUAUUCCGCAGUGCUGUACAAUAAGGGGAGAACAUACAAUAUGCACAGACAAAUACAAAAGGUAGAGAGUACUGCCUGUAAGCUGAGAUUUAACCUAUGAAGCUCUUUUAUACAAAGUGCUUAGCUUGAUAACCUGUGAGCUUACAAUCUAACGGAUAAAAUGGUGAUUUGUGGACCUGAUGCUCAUGCAUACAACACGCUCGUUUAAAAUUCCCCAUAGGAAAGCAUUCAGUCAGUAUUUUUAAACUUGCCUUUUCUCUACUGCUGCACCAGUCUCAACACUGGCCCUGCCUCCUUAGCUGAGAUUAUUAAAGGAGCACCCACUAAAUAUAGUAAAAUCUUACUUUUGAUCCAGGCUGCUACUGCCUGAUCUGCCUGCCUGGCUGACAUAAUCAGAAGUGUUAUUCAAAGCCCAUCACAAUGCUUUCACGUAGGAAAGCAUUGGGUUGGCUGAAACUGUCAAGAAAUGGGGCAGAGCCAGCACAAGCCAAACAUUGCCAUAUCCUAUCAGCAUCUCCUCAAAUAAAUGCAUCGAAUCAAUGCAGCUCGAUUAGGAAAGUUCAGUGUCUGCAUGCAGAGGGUGAAGACACCUCUGGCAGCCAUCUGAGGAAUGGCCAGUGGAGGUAUCCCUAGGCUGUAAUGUAAACACUGCAUGUUUUCUCUGAAAACUGUGUUUACUGCAAAAAGCCUGAAGGGGAAUGUUUAUACUCACCAGAACAAAUACAAUAAGCUGUUGUAGUUCUGGUGACUAUGGUGUUCCUGUAAACGUUAUUUUAGCAAAUCCAAUGCUUUACCAUAGGUAAGUUUCCCAUGGAAACUGUUUAGUUACAUGUGCAUUGUUCGUUCUUAUUCUUCAGUAAAGCCAUCUGAAUAUAUAUAUUAUUUCAAACAAGCCUGAGGGUGCAGACAAUUGUAUCAAAGCUGGUUCCAAGCCUCUUCUAAAAAGCACUUGCAAUGUCUGCUCAGUGGCACGGUGAGUUGUCGUGGAAGAGGAAAGUAAAACAUUGCUUUUGGGUGAAGGGGCAGCUUACAUGUGCUGUUUAACUUCAAUCAGUGAUGUUACAUUUCUACACAAUAUGCUGUAAAUUUCAAGCAGUCAUAGCUUUGAACAGGAGGGAACUGUGGAUGAAACCUUCCAUUAAUUUAAUUUCUUGAUUGCUCUAGUUUUAAUGAAUAUAGAUCUGCUAUACACUCAUGUGCAAAGCACAGCUCUGGGGGGGGGAUUGACACUAUAAGAUGGCGGUAGCUCUGAAAAGUGUCAAGAAGUUUCAGGCAUAGGAAAUACAUAGGGACAACAUAGUACUUUGUCUCUGUAUAUUUUGACUGAGUUGGAAUUUCAGUUAAAUUGAGUAUUUUAAAAAGAUUCUAUCUUUAUGAAAUGCUCCUAUUCAGGUGGUAACAGGGCUGCUUUAAAUGUGACUGAACCAGUGAAAAGCCAACUAAACGUAUUGGCUGCUAGUCAGGAGCAUAAAUAAUUAAGGGGAUUGGAGCCACAGUCACUAGCGAUUAAACUGGUUUACAUACACUUUAUAAAUAAGUUUAAAGUUUGUGCAUACAUAAAAAACCUGACUCACUAUCCAUUUUAUUGUACUGUCUGCUCAGUAACACACUUUUUUGUUUUGUUUGCUGUUGGGUGGAUACUAGCCAUGCUUUCUUUAAUAAUGGAAAAUGUGAAUAUCUCGUUCCUUUUUAAAAAAAUAAAUAAAAAAAAAUUCCCUUUUCUUCCAGGUUCUGCUAUUACAGGCCCCGUUGCAAAGGAAUGUGCAGACCUGUGGCCCAGGAUUGCCUCAAAUGCAGGAAGCAUUGCAUGAUAAUACCCUCCCUUUGUAAAAUAAAAUGUGGUUGUACCAAAACAAAAAAUUGUCUUUAUUUUAUGGGAACAUAAGUUUAGCAGCUGAAAGAGGGGGGGAAAAAACAAAUUUAAAUGAACAACACUGUAAUCCUU